GUCCUCUGUCUCCCUCUGAGCACAGAGGAGGGGGAGGCGCACAUGCAUUGAGGGAAGCACACUUGCACACAUAGUAGUAGCAGCCGCAUUUUCACAGGCUGCUCUUCAGACUGACAGCAGCAAACGGAGUUGAGAGGCAGCGCAAUAGAGCGAGGGAAACAAGGCAGGCAUCCAGAGAGGAGAGCAAAGCAGAGGAGGCUCACGCAGGGUUUCCCCUUACUGCCCUUUGGCUCUCUGGGACCCACAAAAGGAAUCUCCUCUGUGCUCUUCUUGAGCUGAACUUGCUUUGCCAGAAGACCUGCACCCCACUAUGGCAGCCCUGGUGGGACAUGGGAACCCUUGUCCCCUCUUAUCUGAUUCCUCUAAACUGUGGACUACCUUUAUUUUGGGUGUGUUGACCCUUUCGACUCAAGUCUGGGGCUUUAACUUGGAUACUACUCACACACUGCAUAAGUUGGGAGACCCUGGCACCUUCUUUGGCUUCUCUCUUGCGCUUCACCAGCAGCGUAAUCCAGACCCUCAGAGCUGGAUACUGGUGGGAGCUCCAAGGGCGGCAGGGCAGGGUAAGUUGACGGGCAGUCGACCAGGAGCCCUGUUCAGGUGUCCGAUCACACCAGAGGAGUACGACUGUGAGAGGGUUGACAUCGAUGGAGACGUGAGGUGGGACAGAGAGAGCAAGCACAACCAGUGGCUGGGAGUUACAGUCAAGAGUCAGGGCAUUGGAGGGAAGGUUGUGACCUGCGCUCAUCUAUACGAACUUAGGCAACGUGUAAACCAGUCAUCAGAGACUCGGGAUCCCAUUGGGCGUUGCUAUGUCCUGAGUGAGGACCUGACUAAUCGAGAUGACCUGGACGGAGGAGAAUGGAAGUUUUGUGAGGGUCGGCCACAGGGACACGAGCAGUUCGGUUUCUGUCAGCAGGGCCUGUCUGUCAGUUUCACCCCAGACAAAAACUUCAUUCUGUUCGGUGCUCCAGGAACAUACAACUGGAAAGGCGAGAUGCGUGUUCAGCUCCUAAACCAGACUCUGCUUGACCUCGGUGUCUAUGACGACGGACCUUACGAGGUGGCAGAUGAAAAACAACUUAAUGCCCAGCUCAUCCCUGUGCCCUACCACAGUUACCUGGGGUUUUCUGUUGACUCUGCCAUGGGAAUAAUGAGUCUCGGAGAGCUAACCUUCGUGGCCGGUGCUCCCCGAGCCAAUCACACCGGGGCGGUGGUGCUGCUGAAGAAAGACAAUGUGUACCGGUUGGUGCCACAGCACAUCUUCUGGGGGGAGGAGCUGGCCUCUUCAUUCGGAUAUUCAGUUGCCACCACAGAUCUCAACAGUGAUGGCUGGACGGACCUGAUUGUUGGAGCUCCUAACUUUUUUGACCGUAAAGCAGAGAUUGGUGGAGCUGUUUAUGUGUAUCUAAACCCGUUUGGUCACUGGGAUGAUCAGGCUCGACCCAUCCGCCUCAACGGGACAUACGACUCCAUGUUUGGGAUGACAGUCAGCAACGUUGGAGAUCUAGACCAGGACGGAUAUGGAGAUAUUGCUGUGGGAGCACCGUUUGAUGGAGAUGGAAAAGUUUUUAUCUAUAGAGGCUCAAAAUCUGGAAUUGAGACAAAACCUGCUCAGGUGCUGGAUGGCCGGGACUUUGAUGUGAGACGUUUUGGAUAUUCUAUCUCAGGGGGUUUGGAUAUCGACAACAAUCACUACCCAGAUGUGGCAGUGGGCUCGCUGAACGAUUCAGUGGUUCUCUUCAGAUCUCGUCCUGUCAUCCAUGUGAAGAGAGACAUAACUAUUGAUCCUCCACAAAUAGAUUUGGAGCAGUCCAACUGCAAAGACAGAGAUGGAGUCUGUGUGGAGGUCAAGGCUUGCUUCACCUUCGUAGCGUACCCAACUCACUACUCUCCACACAUUACCCUCGUAGUGCGCUUUGAAGCAGACACAGAGCGCAGGAAGGUGGGCCUCCCGCAUCGCGUUACCUUCCUGGGCCGCAGUUUACUGGAGCCGGAGUACACACAGACAGAAGAAGUGCAGCUAAAUCGGCAGCGUCACGCUGUGUGCACCAACGCUGUCUUCCAGCUGCAUGAGAACAUCCGUGACAAACUGCGUCCCAUCUCUUUGGUCAUAACCCACACUAUCAAGCCCGUGCCGCCACGCAGACACUCUGCAAAAAGGCUGGAGAAGCUGCCGCCAAUACUCAAUGUCUCCCCUUCCAAUACGCUCCACUCUGAGGUGAACUUUCUGCGAGAAGGAUGCGGCAAUGACAAAAUCUGCCAGAGCAACCUGAAGCUAAGCUACCAGUUUGGUACUCGACCCCUGAACUCUGACCUCUUCAUCCCUCUGUCAAAAGAUGAGGACGAUGUGCAGGUGUUUUCUCUCUCAGAUCAGCGGCUGGUGGUGCUGGACAUCACCGUCACUAACAUGCCCUCUGACCCUCUUUACCCCGAGGAGGAUGGCGAUGAUGCUCAUGCUGCUCAGCUUAUUAUCUCCCUGCCAAACACACUGUCAUACGCCGGCUCCAGGAUCCCAGAGCAGAUGAGAUGUCAAGCAAACCAGAAUGGCUCCCAGGUUGAAUGCGACCUGGGAAACCCCGUCAAACGAAACUCUAAACUGAAAUUUUCCAUCAGUCUGAGCACAGCUAACAUCACUAUUGAGACCACCGAGCUGACAGCUGAGCUCUCACUGAAAACCAUCAGCGAACAGCCUGACUUGGUCCCUGUGACAGCUUACGCUAAAGUUGUGAUAGAGCUCCCUCUGUCUGUCAGUGGGCGCGUCAAUCCCGACAAGCUGUUCUUCAGCGGUGCAGUGAGGGGUGAGAGUGCUAUGAGCAGUCUGGACGACAUCGGCAGUGCUGUGGGUUUUGAGUUUGUGGUUGCUAAUCCCGGUCAAGCUCUCCAGACACUUGGCUCUGCCUUCCUCAACAUCAUGUGGCCCUAUGAGCUGGCCAAUGAGAAAUGGCUCCUGUAUCCUGCCAGCUUGACGUUUCAAGGCCACCCGGAAACACAGUGCAGCCCUACAUCAGCUCUGAAUCCUCUGAAGCUACAGGGCUCCUCGCCUGCAGAGCCGGGCAGUCACGGGCAGGUUGGGCGAAAACGCCGCUCCCACCCUGAGGAGGAAGGUCAGAUCAUGACUAAAGGCAGCGUGGGACAGACCACGCCUGCUGUGGCAGCUUCAGACAGACGCAAGUCGCUCAAACUGGAUUGCCUGCUGGGGUCAGCACGCUGUGUGCUGUUCCAGUGUCCUCUCCACAGCUUCUCCGGUCAGGCUGUGCUUAAAAUCCACGCCAGACUGUGGAACAGCAGUUUCAUAGAGGACUUCCCAGCAGUCAGUGCUCUGGAGCUGCUGGUCAGAGCCAACAUCACUGUGAAGUCCAGCAUCAAACAUCUGGUCCUUAAGGAUGCUGCUGCACUGGUUUCAGUGAUGAUUUAUCCCGAGCACGGUGUUACUGACCAGUACUGGAUCCCCUGGUGGAUCAUCCUCAUUGCCAUCCUGGCAGGUGUCCUGCUGCUGGCACUGCUGGUCCUCAUGCUAUGGAAGUGUGGGUUCUUCAAACGCAGUGAGCGACGCCAUCAUUAUGAGACGGAGUACUACCGUGCCCAUUUGGGGGUCCAACCCUCGGAGGCGGAGAAGCAGGCGACAGAACAAUAAUAUAAAGUAUACCCCCCUCUGGCCUGCUCUCCCCUCCUCUUCUCACUCCAAGCGGUAAAAAUCUUCACCUGCAGUCGUCUUUGUUCCUCAAUUCACUCGAAGGCCGGUGGUGUUCAUUACAGCAUGACAGCAAAUGUAGGCUCAGAUGAUCUCAGGUGGCAUCAUAGCAGUGACACAUGAGAUACAAGAGAACUGAUCUCUUGUAAAGCCUUCUUUACCUUUGUUCCUGUUUAUAUUAGUAGAAAGAAAAAAACAUUAUAAUGACAAAAAAAGACAGAUUUACCAGAUUCUUAGCAUUUUCCUACUUUAUUCUUCAAUAUAGACAAAAGGUGGCUUCUAGUUUCUGCCAUCACUCAUUUUUACGGGACAAUGUUUGCAGGCAGAUUGAGAAUUAAAAUGAGAGGUUAUUAGCUCCAUAAGGGGGUAUAAAAUUAUUUCUCUAGGUUAUAUUUUGUGUCUGUUCAUUUUUAAAUUAAACCUUCAUUAAAUAGGUAAAACAUUUAUACUAAGCAACCACUUUAUUUGGUACACCUCGCUAGUUGCACUCACUUUCGCCUUCAGAGUUGCCUUGUUUUUUUCAUGACACAGAUUCAAAAAGGUCCUGGAAACGUUCCGCAGAGAAUUUGGUCCAUUUUUACGUGAUAGCAUCACACACUUUGCAGAUUUGUCAGCUAUAAACGCAUGAUGCUAAUUUCUCAUUUCAUUACACCCCAAAGGGAUCUGGUGAGUGUUGCUUGUUGAGGCAACUCAUUGUUAGGUUCAAGAAACCAGUUUCAGAUUAUUUGAGUUACAUGGAACAUUAUCCUGCUGGAAGCAGCUAUCAGAUUAUGGCUACACUUGGUCAUCUGUCUUGGUCACCUGACUCCAGCAUCUGAAUGUUGCAGCAGAAAUUGAGACUCAUCAGUUUUUCCAAUCUUCUGUUGCCCAGUUUUGAUGAGCCCGUGUGAAAUGCAGUCUCAGUUUCCUGUUCCUAGCUGACAGCAGCAGCCAAUGUGGCCUUUUGCUGCUUGAGUUCAACUAUUUCAAGGUUCAGUGUGUUGUGCAUUCAGAGAUGCUUUCCUGAAUACCUUGCAUGCAACAAGGGGUUAUUUGAAUUUUGCCUUGCAUCAGCUCAAAGGAUGCUGGCAAUUCUCCUCUGCCAACAAGGCAGGACACUGGAUACUUUGCCUGUAAACCCUGGAGAUGGUUGUGUAGAAAAAUCCCAGCAAAUCAUCAGUUCAUGAAAGACAUAGAUGUCAGCAGGUCAUCUUGGCCAUUUCUGUCAGCCUAAAUAUACGGAGAUCUUGCCAUGUGACCGACUAAUAAGACUUUUCAACUGACAAGCAUCUGUACAGGUGUACCCAGUAAAGUGGCCAGUUAGCAUAUAUGAACUGUGUUGCCUACAUUCAUGAUUUGAUCCCAAAUUUUAAAAAAGCUAUUUUCAUUGUAUUUAAUUCCCCUAAAAUGUCUGAAAUCAUCAUACCUUAUUAUAGAAACACAUAUCUGCUAUCUCUACAUAGGUGGCUAGUUGCACAUAUAGCCUAAUGCUAGGUAUUAGCCUAAAUGUCCUAUUUUAACAACAACCUUUAAUAUUAAUGUCUCCCAUGAGCAGCUACUUUGCUAGUCUCAGUUGUUGGUUCACUGAAACUGUUUUCGGUGUUUUGUUCUGUAAAAUAAUUUAAAACCUUUGUUUUCUAUUCACCUAAUCUGUGCCUGUUGAACACCAUCCAGCCAUCUCUCCUUCAAGGCUUUAACAUGCCUGCUGUGCUGUGUUUUGUGCCUCUUACUUUUCAGUUAUCUGCACUUGUUCAUUCUGGCAUCAUUCUCAGAAGACUGUUCAUUUCUACACGGUCCCCUCUUCCUAAAAAUCUAUUAACGAUUUGACAUGCAUUCAAUAACUGAUCAACUUUUCCAGGUGCCAGACUGAACUUGUCGUUAGGAUCAGUGGAUGUCUUUGUUCCUUUUAAUGAGUGUAAAUCUGCUUAGCGGUACUUCAGUGUGUUGGUGUGUUAAUCGCAGACACUUCAGGCUGGUGCAAGGUUAUAAAUGUUGAGCAUGAGAGUGUGCUUUUUGGUUGGUGUGCUGUUUUAAAUUUAUUUUUUAUUAAAAAGUCACUUUAUUUGCAGCUGGUAAUCAGGUAAUCACUUUGCCUUCUUAUCUGUGAGAUGCACUGUAAAGCUUUACCUAAACGCAAUGAAUAAGAGUGGAUAUUUUUCUUAGAAGGCAUGCUAUUUAGUAACACAGCAUCUCCUCAAACACAGUUUAACAACUGUAGUUACCACAGUCCCUUAAAAGUGGCACUGGUUAAUUCUUUUUCCUUCCCUUCUGCCUCCUCCAUCCAUCUUUCCCUUCUUCUGUGUGCACUCCGACCCACUUUCCUCCCUGGGUCAAUAGUGUGGCUUCUUCCGACGGGCGCACUACAAGGACAAACUGCCUCAGUACCACGCGGUCAAGAUUCCUCGCGAGGACCGGCCUCAGUUUCAGACUGAGAAGUCAGGAGGCGUCCAAAAAAAGGAAUGGGCCACAC
This is a messenger RNA of Haplochromis burtoni (Burton's mouthbrooder), 6143 nucleotides long. RefSeq names its product integrin, alpha 7 (gene itga7). Gene Ontology annotation, biological process: cell adhesion mediated by integrin; cell-matrix adhesion; integrin-mediated signaling pathway. Gene Ontology annotation, cellular component: integrin complex; external side of plasma membrane. Gene Ontology annotation, molecular function: integrin binding. The record is from RefSeq and is a predicted model, not a curated record. The transcript has 25 exons. NCBI's taxonomy places the organism in Eukaryota, Metazoa, Chordata, Actinopteri, Cichliformes, Cichlidae. Bases 311 to 3637 code for a protein of 1108 amino acids.